GUAGACUGAAUGAGGAUAAUGAUGAAGAGACGAUACCUUCACAUCAACCUGAACCCUGUCAUGAGAAAGAUGUAGAGGAGCGAGGUGAAACAGCACCGAGCCCUGUGGUUGGGAGACAUUCUACUGGAAGCAAGAAAGCCACUUCUUGUCCUGAUCAGUCUGACCUCAUUGUUGUCACUCAGCUGCUAAGUGCAGACUCUCAAGGGGAUCCAGAAUAUGUUCCCUCAAAAUUAUCACAAGCCUUGGAGUAUGAGGAUGUGGAUUUUGAAGUUCCAAAACGUAAAACUAGGCGGUCAGCUCGAAAACGGAUGCCCAGUCAAGAGGUGAUACCAUCAAAAAAGGGAAAAAGAAAGAAAAAGGAGUGAAUCUUUAAAUUUUGAGAAAAAAAAUAUAAUUGUGGUAGUGCCUUAUUAAAAUGAA
This is a messenger RNA of Cherax quadricarinatus, 420 nucleotides long. The record is from RefSeq and is a predicted model, not a curated record. NCBI's taxonomy places the organism in Eukaryota, Metazoa, Arthropoda, Malacostraca, Decapoda, Parastacidae.